Messenger RNA from Balaenoptera ricei (Rice's whale), 2614 nucleotides. It is a transcript of the gene DYNC1LI1, whose product is annotated as dynein cytoplasmic 1 light intermediate chain 1. NCBI's taxonomy places the organism in Eukaryota, Metazoa, Chordata, Mammalia, Artiodactyla, Balaenopteridae. Gene Ontology annotation, molecular function: dynein heavy chain binding. Gene Ontology annotation, biological process: microtubule-based movement; microtubule cytoskeleton organization. The transcript is spliced from 13 exons. Gene Ontology annotation, cellular component: centrosome; cytoplasmic dynein complex. Bases 170 to 1744 code for a protein of 524 amino acids. The record is from RefSeq and is a predicted model, not a curated record.
CGUCUUUCGCUCCGUCAGUCCCUGCAGGGCCUGGGCCCCACCCCCGCAGGCCCCGCCCCGCCGCCGUGCGCCAAACGCUGCAUAUCCGGGUUCUCGCCUCCGCCGCCGCCGCCGCCGCCGCCGCCUGGCUCAUUCAGCUUUGCCGGGACCGGUGAGAUUCCCGACCAAGAUGGCGGCUGUGGGGCGAGUCGGCUCUUUCGGUUCCUCUCCGGGGGGAUUAACCUCGACUUACACGGGCGGCCCCUUGGCCAACGAGCUAACCUCGGGCAACGGCGGCGCCGCGGCAGGGGACGACGAGGACGGGCAGAACCUUUGGUCCUGCAUCCUCAGCGAGGUCUCCACCCGCUCGCGCUCCAAGCUCCCCGCGGGGAAGAACGUGCUGCUGCUGGGUGAAGAUGGAGCUGGAAAAACAAGCUUAAUCAGAAAAAUUCAGGGAAUAGAGGAGUACAAGAAAGGAAGAGGAUUGGAAUAUUUGUACUUAAAUGUUCAUGAUGAAGACAGGGAUGAUCAAACAAGAUGUAAUAUAUGGAUCUUGGAUGGAGACCCGUAUCACAAAGGCCUCCUUAAAUUUUCACUGGAUGCCAUUUCUCUGAAGGACACUCUAGUUACGUUGGUUGUUGAUAUGUCAAAGCCUUGGACUGCUUUGGAUUCUUUACAGAAAUGGGCAAGUGUUGUUAGAGAACAUAUUGACAAAUUGAAAAUUCCUCCUGAAGAAAUGAAAGAAAUGGAACAAAAGUUGAUUAGAGACUUUCAGGAAUAUGUAGAGCCAGGAGAAGAUUUCCCAGCUUCUCCUCAGAGAAGAAAUACCGCAUCACAGGAAGACAAAGACGACAGUGUGGUUUUACCUCUGGGUGCGGAUACACUUACGCAGAACUUGGGCAUUCCAGUACUAGUAGUUUGCACAAAGUGUGAUGCCAUUAGUGUGUUGGAGAAAGAACAUGACUACAGAGAUGAGCAUUUCGAUUUUAUUCAGUCUCAUAUCCGGAAGUUUUGUUUACAGUAUGGUGCAGCACUUAUUUACACUUCAGUAAAAGAAAACAAAAAUAUAGAUUUAGUAUAUAAAUACAUUGUUCAGAAACUCUAUGGAUUUCCCUACAAGAUUCCUGCUAUUGUUGUGGAAAAAGAUGCAGUAUUUAUUCCAGCAGGGUGGGAUAAUGAUAAGAAGAUAGGAAUAUUACAUGAAAAUUUUCAAAUGUUAAAAGCAGAAGAUAAUUUUGAAGACAUCAUAACUAAACCACCUGUCCGAAAGUUUGUGCAUGAGAAGGAAAUUGUGGCAGAAGAUGACCAAGUGUUUCUUAUGAAGCUACAGUCCCUUUUAGCAAAGCAACCACCAACUGCAGCUGGAAGGCCUGUGGAUGCCUCGCCAAGAGUCCCAGGAGGCUCCCCUCGAACACCAAACAGAUCUGUGUCAUCCAAUGUUGCCAGUGUGUCACCCAUCCCUGCUGGGUCAAAAAAAAUUGAUCCAAACAUGAAAGCUGGAGCUACAAGUGAAGGUGUCCUGGCAAAUUUCUUCAAUAGUUUGCUGAGUAAAAAGACUGGUUCCCCAGGAGGCUCUGGUGUUGGUGGUGGUAGCCCUGGAGGUGGGGCUGGAGGUGGAAGCAGUGGUUUACCACCAUCUGCCAAAAAGUCAGGCCAGAAGCCUGUCCUGUCAGAUGUUCACGCGGAACUAGACAGAAUUGCACGAAAACCAGUUACAGCUUCUCCUGCAGCACCCACAUCUCCUACGGAAGGAGAAGCUUCUUGAAGAUACCAAAUAAAGCCAUUUAUUCAGUUUUCUGGGAUAAUGUAAACUUGCCUCUGCCUUCUCCUUCAAAAGUGGUAUUAGGGAGCUGGAGUGCUUUUUCAGAUGGACUAAAUUCAUGUCUUUUUUGUGUAUGUGGUUGCCCAUUUUAUAAAAGGGAAGUAUACAGAAGAAAAAUUAUUCUACACUAUGUAAGAUUGCUAUUUGCAUUGCCACUUUGCAUAAGGAAGUAAUUUUGGAUUUUGAAAAACUCAAAUUUAUAGAUCUGAAAUACAGCCAUGCGAUCAUAUUCUAAAGGCUACUUAAAACAUAUAGGAGGGUUUGAGAAGGGCAGAAAAUAAUAUGCUUUGGGCAUUCGACUUACUUGGAAGGAAGUCCAAGCUUAUUUCAGUUAAGACUAUUAAAAAAUCAUUAAAAAAAAUUAUGUGUUAGUUUUGCUGGAAAAGAAGAUGAUCAGUUGUCAGAUUUUCCACACCAACGUAAAUAUACCACCACACAUGGAAUAUGCUGAGAAAACGAUCAGAUAGCAUUUGAUACACUAGUCAUUGUCUCAAUCCAUGAUCCUGUAAGUUGUCAUCAAAAUAUGAUUUAGAAAUAUUGGUCAAGAUUUGUUUCUUUAACUGAGAAGAAAAGAAAGCACACUGCCUAAAUGUGUAAAAGAAAAAUGCAGAGGUUGUUAAAAUGUAAAGAGGUAACAGUCUUUGGAUUCGUCUAUAUAUAUAUAUCUACAUAUAUAUAUAUAUCUAUAUAUAUCUAUAUAUCUAUAUAUAUAUUGAUAUAUAUAUAUAUGGCUCUGCCUUAAUAUACCCCUUUUUUGUUUGUGACUUUCAACUGUAAUCAGUUAAUAAAGUAUUUAUUCUCUGCAUUCAGGUU